GACUCAGAACGUGAAGUCCGUUCACCAGGCCAGUCGCAGUCAGUGAGGUUCCAACACGCUUUGCGCUUUGAGUGGUUCUGCCUCAGAGAGCCCCAACUACCAAAUACAAUCUAUCGCCAUGGAGCAGUGCCUUCUUCUGGGAGUUCUGGCGAUAUUACUAGCCGGAGCUAGUGAUGUUAAGUCCCAAGAAAUCUUUGGGUAUUGCACAACGCCGGACGAAAGUAAUGGAAGGUGCAUUAAUCUCAGAGAAUGUGGAUACCUGUUCGAGAUAGUCCAGCGUGGGGCUCUUUCCCCUCAGGACCGUAAAUUCUUGCAAGAUAGCCAGUGCGGCUACCGCAACGGACAGGUGCUUGUAAGUACAUUCACCUCGACUAUGUUGUAGAUCUGCUGCGCCAACAGCGGCACGCGCACCCAGCAGCCGCAGUGGGGAAACCAGGGUCAGCCCGCCCCAAGGCCAGUGACCCAAACUUCCUCAUCAGGAUCGGGAUCCAGCCUGCUGCCCAAGGCGCCCUAUUGUGGCGACAACUUCGAAAACCGCGUGGUGGGAGGCGUGGAGACGGGAAAGAGGGAGUUCCCCUGGAUGGCGCUGAUCGAGUACACAAAACCUGGCAACAUCAAGGGCCACCACUGUGGCGGUUCGCUGAUCAACAACCGGUAUGUGCUCACUGCAGCGCACUGUGUAGCAGCUAUUCCUUCAGAUUGGCGGCUAACAGGAGUGCGUCUCGGCGACUGGGACACGAGAACGAACCCAGACUGCACCACAGAGUUGAACGGUCGGCAGGAUUGCAACGACCCUUUUGUAGACAUUGCUGUAUCUGAGCGCAUUCCUCAUCCGCAGUACCCAGGCAAUGCGCGCGACCAGCUCCACGACAUCGCACUGCUUCGGCUACGGAAUGAGGUUAAAUUCAGUGACUUCAUUUCUCCCGUGUGCCUACCCAGCCUGCCUACCCAGCGUGACACGAUUUUCCUUGGGAGCAAAGUAGUUGUUGCCGGGUGGGGUCGCACCGAAACAAAUUCUACUUCCAACAUCAAGCUGAAGGCGGAACUGGAUCCGGUGCCCACAUCAACCUGCAACGAGCGGUACGCCAGUCAGCGUCGGACGGUGACCGACAAUCAGCUGUGUGCCGGGGGCGUCGAAGGAGUCGACUCUUGCCGGGGAGACUCCGGGGGACCCCUGCUCCUCGAAGACUAUUAUGAGGGAAAUUCUAAUUACUAUAUUGCCGGAGUGGUUUCCUACGGCCCCACACCCUGCGGCCUAAAAGGGUGGCCAGGUGUAUAUACUCGCGUGGCGGCCUACCUCGACUUCAUUGAGAACAACAUCAGACCUUAAGUUGACCUUUACAUCCAAAUGAACCGAUUUACAAAGGAUUGUCACAGCAAAAAUCGAUUUUUAAUACAAGGUAAAUAAUAACAUAAAUAAAUUUAAUUUGAAUAAAUUAAAUGUAAAAGCGGA
Molecule: messenger RNA, 1453 nt
Organism: Drosophila bipectinata
Lineage: Eukaryota; Metazoa; Arthropoda; Insecta; Diptera; Drosophilidae
Source: RefSeq, a predicted model, not a curated record